AUGCAAACCUCUCCAAUUAUCUCUACUAAACGCUUCGAAAAAAUCAGCGAUACUCUACCUGCAUCUCCUAUUGUCAAACAACUUUCAACUCAAGCUCCUAAUACCACUAUUCUUUUCCCUUCAUUCAAUAUCAAUCCUACACCAACUGCUAUUAUUCCUCAUUCUCAACAUGUUCAUACAUGU
Cetraspora pellucida is the source of this 183-nucleotide messenger RNA. Lineage: Eukaryota; Fungi; Glomeromycota; Glomeromycetes; Diversisporales; Gigasporaceae. The record is from the annotation of a GenBank genome assembly.